AUGCAUUUUUGGUUGCAGCGUGAGGUGGCAACGAAAACGAAAGCAAUUUGUUACCUAGAAGAGCGUCAUCAAGCAUAUCGCAAUGUUAUCCUAGAAAACCAUUUGGUUAUAAAGGACGAGUCGAUGGACGAUUGGCGUUACGGGUUCUCGGACCCACGUUAUGUCGUUAACGUCUCAAAGCGUGUCCAAACCGACCUCACGGAAGAAGCUUUGCGCAAAAACGAAGUGCAUUUUAUCAGUCUGGCGGACAAAUUAAAGGAGCUGGAAGAAGAAAUUUCAUCCAAAAAAAGUGACAUGUUGGAACGGUUUCAAGAAAUAGAAAAGGAUUUGCUUUCAAAAAAUCUGUUGGUGGAUUCGUUAACUCACCAACUGGAGGAAGCUGACAAGGAAGCAGCGCAAGCAACGGAACGGCAUCAAAAAGAACGUGAAGCUUUCCUUGAGAGACUAUCCGAAUUAGGACAAAUCGCUGAAAACGUUCCGAUACUGCAAUUCGAACUCGAAAAACUACAACAGGUUAUAUUUAAAUUGGCUGGCAAUUUCUCCACUUUUCCCAGUUUUUAA
Gongylonema pulchrum is the source of this 561-nucleotide messenger RNA. NCBI's taxonomy places the organism in Eukaryota, Metazoa, Nematoda, Chromadorea, Rhabditida, Gongylonematidae. The record is from the annotation of a GenBank genome assembly.